Theobroma cacao (cacao) is the source of this 4012-nucleotide messenger RNA. It is a transcript of the gene SDG29, whose product is annotated as SET domain group 29. Gene Ontology annotation, molecular function: protein binding. The record is from RefSeq and is a predicted model, not a curated record. NCBI's taxonomy places the organism in Eukaryota, Viridiplantae, Streptophyta, Magnoliopsida, Malvales, Malvaceae. Gene Ontology annotation, biological process: regulation of transcription by RNA polymerase II.
AUUAUAUCUUCUCUCUCUUUUUCUCUCUUUCUCUAUGCUCUGUCGCUGUAAGGGAGAGAGCUUCAUCGAAACAGAUCUCUAUUCCAUCCAAACCCCAGCACUUCUCGUCUUCUCCUCCAAAUUCUCAUCAGUUUCUCGUUCAGUUUCUCCUCCUCCUUAAUUUCUUCUCUUUAUCUCUUUUAGAUUCAUCCGAUUGUUUCCUGAGAAGGAAAAAGGAAAAAAAAAAACGGAAGAAAGGAAAGGUGCAGGUCCAAUUGUUCUCUUUGUUGGUGAAAAUUGAGUUUGCAAUUAGGGUUUAUGGGUGUUUUGGGAAUUAGGUUUUCCAUGUGAAAUCGAGGUUGUUAAGCGUUCCCCAAUUGGAAGAACGAAUAACUGAGCGUUUUUUUCUUUUCUUUAUGUCGAUGAGAAGGGAUUGAUUGAUUAGAGAAAAUAUGAUAAUCAAGCGCAACCUUAAAUCCCAAAUGCCGAGUCUAAAACGGUGCAAACUCGGCGACUCGGUUGGUGAAGACGAAGAUAACUCGGGUACAACUCGCAAGAAGCAAAAAAUCAACGGCUAUUAUCCUCUAACGCUCCUUGGGGAGGUCGCCGCUGGCAUAAUUCCGGUCAGCCUCCAUCGUAUUAUCGCCUCUGGCCAGGCCGAGAAGGCUUUCGCGGCCUCAUGGUGCACCGAAGUCUCGUGCUCCCCUGGUGAAGUGGAGUCCAAAUCCAAGGGCUCAGAUUCGUCCAAGGCCAAGAAUCGAACGGUGGAGAUUGCUCGGCCACCGCUGGUGAGGACAUCGAGAGGGCGAGUUCAGGUACUUCCUUCACGGUUUAACGAUUCUGUUAUUGAGAAUUGGAAGAAAGAAAGUAAAACUAGCUUGCGUGAUUAUAGUUUCGAGGAUGAUGACGACGAUGAUGAUUUUGAGUGUAAAAAGGAUAAAUUCAGUUUUAAAACACCUAAAACUUGUAAGCAAAACCAAAAAAAUCGGCGGAAUGAAGAGAAGAAUGGUUAUAAAGGGAGAAAGUAUGCUACAUUGUGUGAGGAAGAUCAAAGAGAAGCCGGGCAUGGUAGGACUUUUGAUAUUAGGAAGUACUCAAGUUCGCUGAGUUCGUUAACGUCAGUACAUGAGCAAUUCGUUGAUGAGGAUGAGAAGUAUGCAAAUGGGGUGGGCAUUGUUGAUUUAACAGCUGAAGAGCAACUUUUGCGGGAGAAUGGUGAGAGGAAAGAUGGGUUGUAUGGACCAGAGGAUUUUUAUUCGGGGGAUAUAGUAUGGGCAAGGCCUGGGAAGAGGGAGCCAUUUUGGCCAGCUAUUGUUAUUGAUCCAAUGACACAAGCGCCUGAAGUGGUUUUGAGGUCUUGCAUACCUGAGGCUGCUUGUGUGAUGUUCUUCGGGCAUUCUGGGAAUGAGAAUCAAAGGGAUUAUGCAUGGGUCAGGCGGGGCAUGAUUUUCCCAUUCGUAGAUUUUCUAGACAGGUUCCAUGAGCAGCGUGAAUUGAACAGGUGCAAGCCUAGCGAUUUCCAGCUGGCAAUGGAGGAGGCUUUUCUGGCAGAACAAGGGUUUACGGAGAAGUUGAUACAUGACAUAAACAUUGCAGCUGGGAAUCCAACUUAUGAUGAAACUGUUCUUAGAUGGGUUCAGGAGGCUACUGGUUCAAACCAGGAUCAGGAUUAUCACCUUCCUAACCAGGGCUUGCUUGGGAAACAUAACGAUGCGAGACCCUGCGAAGGCUGUGGCAUGAUCCUCCCAUUUAAAAUGGGAAAGAAAAUGAAAACAUCAACUCCUGGAGGCCAAUUCUUGUGUAAAACAUGUGCUAGGUUAACUAAAUCAAAACAUUAUUGUGGCAUUUGCAAGAAGAUUUGGAAUCAUUCAGACAGUGGGAGUUGGGUGCGGUGUGAUGGUUGUAAAGUUUGGGUGCAUGCAGAGUGUGACAAAAUUUCCAGCCAUCAUUUUAAGGAUCUGGGGGCCACUGACUAUUACUGUCCUACUUGCAAAGCAAAAUUUAACUUUGAAUUAUCAGAUUCAGAGAAGUGGCAGCCAAAAGCUAAAUCAAACAAGAACAAUGGUCAGUUAGUUCUGCCUAACAAGGUUGCUGUUCUCUGCUGUGGCGUUGAAGGCAUAUAUUACCCAAGCCUCCACUUAGUUGUGUGCAAGUGUGGGUCAUGUGGAUCUGAGAAGCAAGCACUUAGAGAAUGGGAAAGACACACUGGUUCCCGAGAAAGAAAUUGGAGGAUUAGUGUGAAGGUGAAAGGUUCCAUGCUACCAUUAGAACAAUGGAUGCUUCAGUUGGCAGAGUACCAUGCAAAUGCUACUGCCUCUAGUAAACCUCCUAAACGACCAUCAAUACGAGAGAGGAAGCAGAAGUUGCUUGCUUUUUUGCGGGAAAAAUAUGAACCAGUACAUGCUAAGUGGACAACUGAACGGUGUGCUGUAUGUAGAUGGGUUGAAGAUUGGGACUACAACAAAAUUAUUAUCUGCAACAGAUGUCAGAUUGCUGUGCAUCAAGAAUGUUAUGGUGCAAGAAAUGUACGGGAUUUCACUUCAUGGGUUUGUAAAGCUUGUGAAACACCCGAAGUUACACGAGAAUGUUGCCUUUGUCCGGUCAAAGGAGGUGCUUUGAAGCCCACUGAUGUUGAGACGUUGUGGGUUCAUGUUACUUGUGCUUGGUUUCAACCUGAAGUAUCUUUUGCAAGUGAUGAAAAGAUGGAGCCUGCUCUUGGAAUCUUGAGUAUUCCAUCAAAUUCCUUUGUGAAGAUUUGUGUUAUUUGCAAGCAAAUUCAUGGUUCUUGCACACAAUGUUGUAAGUGUUCCACAUAUUACCAUGCCAUGUGUGCAUCAAGAGCUGGUUACCGCAUGGAGUUGCAUUGCUUGGAGAAAAACGGCAGACAAAUAACAAAAAUGGUGUCGUAUUGCGCUUAUCACCGUGCUCCCAAUCCAGACACUGUUUUAAUCAUACAGACCCCUCUGGGCGUCUUCUCUGCCAAGAGCCUUGCUCAAAAUAAGAAGAAGACUGGGUCAAGGCUAAUUUCAUCAAGCAGAAUGAAAGUUGAAGAGGUUCCAACUGUAGAAACUACUAAUGUUGAGCCGUUUUCUGCUGCUAGGUGUCGAGUCUUUAAAAGAUCAAACAAUAAUAGAAAGAGAACUGAAGAGGAAGCCAUUGCCCACCGAGUAAUGAGACCUUGUCAUCAUCCUUUAAGCACUAUACAGAGUUUGAAUGAGUUCAGAGUUGUAGAGGAGCCUAAAGAUUUUUCAUCUUUCAGGGAACGACUUUACCACUUACAGCGAACUGAAAAUGACCGAGUUUGCUUUGGUAGAUCUGGAAUACAUGGGUGGGGCCUCUUUGCUCGUAGAAACAUCCAAGAAGGAGAAAUGGUUCUUGAAUACCGUGGGGAACAAGUGAGGCGAAGUAUUGCUGAUCUAAGAGAAGCACGCUACAGAAUAGAAGGAAAAGACUGCUAUUUGUUCAAAAUUAGCGAAGAAGUGGUGGUGGAUGCCACUGACAAAGGCAACAUAGCACGCUUAAUCAAUCAUUCGUGCAUGCCCAACUGCUAUGCAAGGAUUAUGAGUGUGGGUGAUGAAGAAAGUCGGAUCGUUCUUAUUGCUAAGACUAAUGUGUCUGCUGGAGACGAGCUAACGUACGAUUACUUGUUUGAUCCUGAUGAGCCAGAUGAAUUCAAAGUUCCCUGUCUAUGUAAAGCUCCAAAUUGUCGAAAAUUCAUGAAUUAGGAUACACACAGCAUCGCCAUUGUUUCUCCGCAAGGAUCACUAACCCAUUUCCCCACGCAAGGGGAAUUUUACAGUCAUUAUACACCAAAUUUGUAAUUUUUUUUUUUCUAGAAAAGAAAAUGUAUCUUUCUUUAUUAUCUUCCCCCCUCUUUUUUUUUUUUUCUUCACAAAUUGGAUGCUUAAUAAAACCAUAGAUUUGGCAGUUGCUUCUUGAAGCAUGUGUAUAUUUGUUAACCCUUGAUUCCAUCAUAGUUGAAUGCUAAUCCGUUUUUGUUUAUAUCAUCAGCGUAGGAGCUGACAAUUCUUUU